This is a messenger RNA of Anarrhichthys ocellatus (wolf-eel), 1699 nucleotides long. It is a transcript of the gene tmem231, whose product is annotated as transmembrane protein 231. The transcript has 7 exons. Lineage: Eukaryota; Metazoa; Chordata; Actinopteri; Perciformes; Anarhichadidae. Gene Ontology annotation, cellular component: ciliary membrane; ciliary transition zone. Gene Ontology annotation, biological process: cilium assembly; regulation of protein localization. The record is from RefSeq and is a predicted model, not a curated record. Bases 289 to 1218 code for a protein of 309 amino acids.
GCUAGGCUAAGCUAAAACAUGGCGCGGUGUAUGGCACAAGACUAGCCAGGUGGCUAACAUAAAUAGCAUGUUUAUACGCUACGUUUUGCCAAAAAUACGUUCUCUUUUACUUACCGAGGGUUAAUCUGUGUCUACUCGUGCUAAUCCUCCGUUGAAUCCACUUAGUUUUACUCACGUACCAUAUAUGCUAGCUUAAACGUUAGCUUGACUCAGCUAGCUAGCUAACUAGCCGGCUGACUUGAUGAUACAUAACACUCGCGGCCACGAACGCUAUUUAUAUAGUUACCGAUGGCUUUCUAUGACGUCUAUUCUCACCCGGCUUUGAUUCGGUAUAAAACGAGUGUUUGCACGAAAGCCACCCUGUUUCUGUUUGUUGUUUUGUGCCUCACCUACAUCUCACCUCUGCUCGUUGCCUACAGGAGCCAAGGUUUCUGGAUUAAAAGAAGGACCUAUGAGGAACAACCGGUUGUGCGGUUCCAGUACCAGACUCUGCUGGUGGCAGCAACCAGUACUCGGGGAGACUAUGUGGCCUGGAGCUCCUUCCCCCAUCUUAACAACAUGCUUGGGGCCAAUCUCCGGAUCCCUUCUGUCUCUGUGAGAGAAGACGACCAGAACCAGGAUGGGAAGUCGGAUCUCCUGAUUUUUCAACUGCAGCUACCUCUAAAACCGGAGGAACAGGUGUACAGUGUCCAACUGCUGCUCACCUUCAGCUACAAGCUCUUUCGCAUGUCCACAGUGGUGAUGCAGAGCCUGGCUUAUGUGCAACACUCCUCUUCCGUUCCCGGAGCUAAGCUGUCGGUCAGCGGAGACCUGAGGCUGCUGCAGAGGACACCGCUGCCUCACCGGGGACUGUACGACAUGUACAAUGUGUCAGUGAUCGAUGGCUCCAGCCCCUUUGCGAGUGCGUACAGCCUUGACAACAUAAUUCAGAGCUACCAGGAAAGAAACUUGACCACAGUACUGUCCUGUCCCAUGCCAGUCUGGACUGUGGGGCGCGCUGCAGGCUCUCCCUUUCAGCUCAACGCUGAGAUCCGGUACCCUAUGGAGGUCAUUAGCUAUCGGCCUGGCUUCUGGGAAACUAUCAAAUUUGCCUGGAUUCAAUAUGUCAGCGUCCUCCUCGUCUUCCUCUGGGUCUUUGAACGCGUGCAGAGAUUUGUUUUCCAGAACCAGGUUCUAACCACCGUACCUGUACCAGCGGGAAAACCUCAUCUGUCGUGAUGCAGCGGUGCGGUGCUUUGACCUCCGGGUAUACAAGAACAGACUACAUGUCUCACAGGGACUCACCAACACUGAUGCUUUGCUAAUAGCCAUUAGGUCAGUUUUGCAAAUACAAAACACAUAAACACCAAAUUCUUCCUUUUUUCACUUUUUUAAGUUUGUCCUCUUCACUUAACCAGUAAUGAGCAAUGAACCUCCAAGCAAGAACUUGCUGUAUUCCCUUUGCUGUAUUCAUGAUUUGGCUGUAUUUUAUACAAACAUGCACAAAUUCAUUUAUAUGAAAAUGCAUUUCUUCUUUUCCCUCUAUUUGAAGGACAUUUCUAGAAAUUACUUACAGAUUUUCUAUAUUUUUACUAUUUGUAUGUUUAUGACAACUUGUUACAGUGAUUAAAGAAGUUCUUUGUGGAUGAGCUCAUUUCAUUCUUUCUGUUGUAGAAAGCUUUAGGUGAUGGAUAAUAAAAAAACGAUUUGUACAUUUUAA